GCGCCCCGAACUUGCUUCGGACACUGACAUCGACCUGGAGACCGACCAUGAAGCGUGCCAGGCGAAGGAUAGACUCGGAGGAACCUCCCAAGAAGAAGCAGAAAACCUAUUCCCGGGCGGGGUCAAACGGCAAGGAUGCGGGCCAACGCACCACAGACAAUCCGUUCCGCGAAGCUCUGCGACGGAGUGUAACCGACGUGUGCGAUCAAGGCAUCAAGGAAGGGUUCAUCAAGCUCAUCGUAGCUCUCAAGCCAGUGGAGCACUCCGGUACCCUGCGCGUUGUGGGCGACGUAAUCGAGAAUGGCGACCUCGUUCGGUUCGAGGUCGCGUUCCUGAAGACGUGUAUCCGACUCCUCGCAGAAGCUAGCGUCGGAUUUGACAUGAACGACGAGGUCCUAAUAUCGCUUAAAGACGUUCACCUUGAGCCAAAGGAAGUCGCGCGAGGCGGAAAGAGCGUCAAGUUCUUGCCUAUGACUCUUACCUUUUCCAAAGGCGUUUGUCUCAAGUUCGUCUACAAAAAGGGUUCGAGUCUGCCUGGCAAGCUCCUCGAUCUGUGGGCCGGUUAAUAUGUUCC
Molecule: messenger RNA, 574 nt
Organism: Phanerochaete carnosa HHB-10118-sp
Lineage: Eukaryota; Fungi; Basidiomycota; Agaricomycetes; Polyporales; Phanerochaetaceae
Exons: 1
Coding region: 48-566 (172 amino acids)
Source: RefSeq, a predicted model, not a curated record